GACCCAGCAGCCCUCCCAUUCACGGCUUCACCUGUUCGCAUUCACAUUUCUCGCCUCUUUUUUUUUUUUUUUUUUCCAGUCGGGAUUGUCUCCGAUCAGCCCCGACACCAGGACCAAAGCCCGCACGCCUCCAACCAUGCUGUGGUUCACCGGCUGCAGCCUGCUGCUCCUCUCCGCGCCCUUCGCCGGCGCCUCCCUGUCCGAGAUGGUGUUCCGCUGCCCGGGCUGCACCGCGGAGCGCCAGGCGCUCUGCCCGCAGCUCGCCGAGCCGUGCGCGGAGAUGGUGCGGGAGCCGGGGUGCGGGUGCUGCCCCGUGUGCGCCCGGCAGGAGGGCGAGGCGUGCGGCGUCUACACCCCGAGGUGCUCCACCGGUCUGCGGUGCUACCCGACGCCCGACUCGGAGCUUCCCCUGGAGCAACUGGUGCAAGGCCAGGGCCAGUGUCGGCGCAAAGUGGACGCGGAGACGGUCACUUACAGCCCGGAGCAGCGGGAGCACAGCAGCGGUGAGGCUUUGGAGCUGCAGCCCGACCUGGACGCGAGCGAGAUCCCGGCCGCCCGAAAGCCCAGUAAAGACGCCGCCUGGCUCGGACCCAAAGAGAGCGCCGUACGCCAGCACAGGCAGGAGAUGAAGACAAAAAUGAAGACCAACAAGGUGGAAGAGACUCAGUGUCAGCAGGAGCUCGACCAGGUCCUGGAGAGGAUAUCCAAGAUGCCUUUCAGAGAUAACCGAGGCCCUCUGGAGGACCUCUAUGCACUGCACAUCCCCAACUGUGACAAGAGGGGGCAGUAUAACCCAAAACAGUGCAAGAUGUCGCUCCACGGUCAGCGGGGCGAGUGCUGGUGCGUGGACCCCCACACCGGCCAGCGCAUCCUGUCAGCCCCGGCUGUGAGGGGCGACCCCAACUGCAGCCAGUACCUGAGCGAGCUGGAGCUGCCCGACGCCACCCAGAUUUAACGUGGCCAAGAGUUCAAAAACAAACUAAACUGUAAAGUGCUUGGGAACAACCCGAGUAAGCUAUAAGCUAUAUGUGUGUGUGUGUGUGUGUGUGUGUGUGUGUCUGCAGCCUGUUGAUUGGCAAGUUGCAUCUCAAAUCUUAACUUCCUACAAAAAGGUUUGGAUGAUAGUCGCCAACUUGUUGCUGCGGACUACAGUAAAUUUGCCACGUUCUUUUUUUUUGCGUGUGUUUUAGAGUCAGUGAUUAUGCUUUACUAACUGUAACAACGCUUCGUUGUCAGGGUUUUGUACUGUUUGAAAGAAUGGAGAAGCAUUCAGUGCGGUGAAUGUUUUUAGGCGUCUUUCUGUGCUCUCGCUUGCAGACUAUAGGCUUUUUUUUGGGUAUGCCUCAUUUGUGUUGCACAGUAAGUAGUAAGGAAAUGAUAUGAUAAAGUGCUAAUGCAAAAUAAAGUGGAAACCUGUUGAAUCUGUAA
Xiphophorus maculatus (southern platyfish) is the source of this 1428-nucleotide messenger RNA. RefSeq names its product insulin like growth factor binding protein 2 (gene igfbp2a). The record is from RefSeq and is a predicted model, not a curated record. The transcript has 4 exons. Gene Ontology annotation, molecular function: insulin-like growth factor II binding; insulin-like growth factor I binding. Gene Ontology annotation, biological process: regulation of insulin-like growth factor receptor signaling pathway. Gene Ontology annotation, cellular component: extracellular region. Lineage: Eukaryota; Metazoa; Chordata; Actinopteri; Cyprinodontiformes; Poeciliidae. The coding region runs from base 137 to 955 and encodes 272 amino acids.